GGGACGGAGGUGAUGGUGGGCUGCAGUGUGUGUGUGUGUCAGGCUGGUGAACUCAACUGUCUACCUCGACUCUCCUGUCCGCAACACCUGCUGCAACCUCUCCCUCACAACACAGGUCUGGGCGCGGGCGUGGUGUCCGGGUCACUACAGGUGGGCGUGGUGGGUCACCUGCCAUGUGGGUGCCACGACCACUGGGUGCCAGUGUGUGCUAACAAUGGUCGCACCUUCCCCUCGGAGUGCCUUGCUAGGUGUGCAGGUGUGGGUGAAGGUGUGUGGCGCGCGGGUGAGUGUGGUGAUGAGUGUGUGGGCGUGAGGUGUGGGCGUGGGCAUGUGUGUAUGGCCGCCCCUGUCACCUGUCUCACCCUACCCUCCACCGCCUGUCCACAACACAUCUGUGUGCCGCUAGAGGGAGAAUGCCCAGACGAGGCGUCAGGGCCUGCAUGUGACUCCAGGGGGCGCCAGUUCAGCACCUUGUGUAGGCUGGCACGAGACGGUGCCUCUCUUGCCUACCUUGGCACCUGUAAGAGGAGAUGCUCGUCCGUGGGCGUGGUGUGUGGGCGUGAUGGGCGGACGUGGACGUCAGAGUGCCACGCCCAUGCCCACUACGUAUCACUAGACUACAGAGGUCCGUGUAGGGCCGUGGGCGUGCCAGGCACUCAGUGCCCUGGUGUGGUCUGUCCUCCUGCUCCUCAUCCAAGUUGUGUGGGCGUGGAGUGGAGUGGGUGGUGUUGUGGGCGUGUGUGUGGGGGAGGGGUGGUGGUCAGCUGGUCCACGCGGGCGGUGGAGGUGGCGGCUGUGGUCCUGCCCACCCACCGCCCACUCACCCUCACCGCCCUCCUCGCCGCCCUCGCCGCCCAUGUGAGCGUCUCGGAGUGCCAGGUACUGGGCCAGAUCACGUUGGAGGGCAACCUGCUGGUGCUCCUCACGCCCACGGCCGCCCACACGCCCACCCCCCCGCCCCUGGUGGCGGGGGCGUGCGUGGUGGAGGCGGAGAGGCUGGUGGGCGUGGUGCGGGCGCGCUCACCACGCCUCAUGUCCGCCCUCCCUGCUGCAGCCCUCACCCUGGCCGCCCCCGCCCACACCAGCGCCGCCCACGCUGCCGCCCAUACCUGGACCUUCACCGCCUUCGCCCUACUGAUCAGCAAGAGUCUGUUAGCGGUCCAGAGGAUGUGUUAGCGGUCCAGAGGAUGUGUUAGCGGUCCAGAGGAUGUGUUAGCGGUCCAGAGGUCUGUUAACAGUCCAGAGGUCUGUUAACAGUCCAGAGGUCUGUUAAUGGUCCAGAGGUUUGUUAGCGGUCCAGAGGUCUGUUAGCGGUCCAGAGGUCUGUUAGCGGUCCAGAGGUCUGUUAGUGGUCCAGAGGUCUGUUAGCGGUCCAGAGGUCUGUUAACAGUCCAGAGGUCUGUUAGCGGUCCAGAGGUCUGUUAGAGGUCCAGGGGUCUAUUAGCGGUCCAGAGGUCUGCUAGCGGUCCAGAGGUCUGUUAACAGUCCAGAGGUCUGUUAGUGGUCCAGAGGUCUAUUAGCGGUCCAGAGGUCUGCUAGCGGUCCAGAGGCCUGUUAACAAUCCAAAGGUCUGUUAGCGGUCCAGAGGUCUGUUAGCGGUCCAGAGGUCUGUUAGCGGUCCAGAGGUCUGUUAACAGUCCAGAGGACUGUUAGUGGUCCAGAGGUCUGUUAGCGGUCCAGAGGUCUGUUAACAGUCCAGAGGUCUGUUAGUGGUCCAGAGGUCUGUUAACAGUCCAGAGAGACUGUCAGGGAGUUUCUUAUGGUGCUAUGGACGUCAGUUUUUCAGUGCCUCUUUAGGGUAUUACGGCACUCUAGACAGUGCCACACUCUAGACAGUGCCACGGCAUUCUAGACAGUGCCACAUUCUAGACAGUGCCACGGCACUCUAGACAGUACCACGGCACUCUAAACAGUGCCACGGCACUCUAGACACUGCCGCGGCACUCUAGGCAGUGCCAUGGCACUCUAGGCAGUGCUAUAAUUCAGAAACCAAAAUCAAAAACUGUCCUCUAACUCAGAUAAGUGCCAAAGUAUCUUACAAUGUAGGUAAUUAUUAUUGUUAUUGUUGUUCGUGGAAGAGAAUGAUUGGCACUCAUGGCACUCGGGUGCCACGAGGGAGCUGACGUCAGGUUUGAGCUUGAGGGUCAUUAGGAGUGCCACUGGGGGUCCAAGAGGGGCCAGUGGAAGCCCCAGCUCCAUGGAGCUGAACUCUUCUCCAGGCUGAGGGACUGACCACCUCAAAUAAUAUUUCUCCGAAGUUGAUGGACUGAUUAUGCCAUCUUUAUUUCACUACUAUUGCUCCCUUGUAUCUAACUGACGAAGCCUACUGUGUAGGCUUCCUGAGACCAGGUAAAUCAGGUCUGGUUUCAGGACCUCGACAGUUCCUCUUGAAGAGAAUACAAAGGUCACAGUACCGUGACUGGAACAGCGCACUACUACAGAAGGCACCUGUACAAUGUUUCGGAAUGUUUACUGUGGAAAUGUUUCGCCAGCCAGUGGUGGCUUCUUCAGUCCAGCACAGAGAAGAACAGUGGAAGAUGUAAAUAAAUGGUGUGCAAACCCGACAAGUUUAUACAUGUGCAGCAGUUGGGUAUCUUUAUUCUUGAAACGUUUCGUCACACAGUGGCUUUUUCGGUGCAGUGCAGGAAAGGUGAAAGACGAAGAGAAGGAGUCUGAGGUACUCAGUCCCUCAGCCUGGAGACGACGUCUUCAGUUCAUCAAUACACAAAUAACCCCACACGAAAGAGAGUGAAACUUAUGAACGAUGUUUCGGUACCACUUAAACUAGUUAACGAUCCAAGUCGGACCGAAACGUCGUUCAUAAUUUCCAUUCUUCUAUGCGCGGAAUAUCUGAAUACUACAUUUCCUUUAAUUAAUAAAGGUGUGAGUGCUUCUCAGCGUCACCUGUGACACACAGGUCAUACCUUAAACUGCCUGUCUGCUGGACACACAAUUUCUCCUUUUUUUCUUCUUUGUCUCUCUCAGUUCCUACGUUUACUUGUGGCCCAGGAUGUGUGUAGGAGCCAUGAGUCAUAUCACCUACCGUCUCCCACUUGGGAGACGUCACCUAUUGCCUGUUGUGCAGCGCUAAGCGGACGUCUCAACAAGAGACUACUGGUAGCAGAGUCUAUACAGCUCAUAUUCUAACAGCCCCUAUAACCCAACAACAGGGGUCAUACAACUCAAGCUGUAGCAGCCCUUAUAACCCAAUAACAGGGGUCAUACAAUUCAAACUGUAGCAGCCCUUAUAACCCAACAAAAGGGUUCAUUCUGCCCAAGCUGUCUGCAGCCCUUCUAACCCAGCAAUAACAACCUGCUGCCUCCCUCUGCGACCAACCGCUGCUCCUGAGUUUUGUGGUUAAUUUCUCCCACUGACGGUGCCGUAGUGUCUUGAAUCUUCCAUAUUUACAAGUGGGAGGUAUGAAUGUAUGAUCUUACUAGAUUUUAUGGCGAGUGACAAUGUGCAGGUGUGUGUGCGUGCGUGUGUGUGUGGGUGGGGGCUCCGCGAAGCUUGGCCAAGGUGAUUAGUUAAGCUGGUGGUGUAGCCCAAGUCAGGCACAAUAAUGGCUCUGCUCCCUCUAGUCUAGAGUGGCACUCAGUGGCACUCUAGAUUAAACUACCUCAACCUUGAGUGUCACUCAUCCUCAGCACUUCAGUGCCAUUCAUUAACCUCAGCUGUGAGUGCCUACGGUGAUCAACUGAGAAUAGUUACCUCAGCUAUGAUUGAUGUAAGGAGGAUUGAUGUCCUGGUGUUGAUGUCCCAGUGAUUGACUUCUGGUGAUUGAUGUCACAGUGACUGACGUCCUGAUGAUCAAUGUCACAGUGACUGACGUCCUGAUGGUCAAUGUCACAGUGACUGACGUCCUGAUGGUCAAUGUCACAGUGACUGACGUCCUGAUGGUCAAUGUCACAGUGACUGACGUCCUGAUGGUCAAUGUCACAGUGACUGACGUCCUAAUGAUUGAUAUCAGUGACUGACAUAACGAGGAUUGAUGUCACACUAAAAAAAAAAAACUUAGGAUUUACCUUGUAUAAGUAUAUUAUCGUAACGGGUAUAUUAUACACCAUUGUGUAUACAUACAAUUAGUGUAUGUGAGUGUAUGAAACUGUGUUAUGUGUAUGAAUCCAUGUAUAUGUGUACAUGGGUGUGUAUAUGUGUGUGUAUGGAUGCAUUAAGUAGAUAUGAGUGUGUAUAUUAUGUGUGUGUGUAUGUGUGUGUGUGUGUGUGUUGUGUUGUGUGUGUGUGUGUGUGUAUGUGUGUGUGUGUGCAUGUAUGUGUGUGUGUAUGUGUGUGUGUAUGUGUGUGUGUGUGUGUGUGUGUGUGUGUGUGUGUGUGUGUGCAUGUAUGUGUGUGUAUGUGUGUGUGUGU
Molecule: messenger RNA, 4369 nt
Organism: Cherax quadricarinatus
Lineage: Eukaryota; Metazoa; Arthropoda; Malacostraca; Decapoda; Parastacidae
Source: RefSeq, a predicted model, not a curated record